UAGUUUCGAGAUAAUGUAAGAGAGGUCGAAAUUUCAUAACAACAAGUCAAGUACGACGGUUUCUUUAAUAAAGGUGAUGCAUAGUUUUGAGAUAAUAUAGGAGAGGUCGAAAUUUCAUUCCAACAAGUUAAGUACGACGGUUUCUGAAAUAAAGAAAACAUUUCUUCAAUCUUGUGCUUACGGUGAUAUCCGUGGAUUCAAAUCGAUAUUGAGAAGAUGGUAGAUGCGAUCACGGAGUUCGUUGUGGGAAAGAUCGGCAACUAUCUCAUUGAAGAAGCAUCAAUGUUUAUGGCAGUCAAAGAGGAUCUAGAAGAGCUGAAGACGGAGUUGACGUGCAUCCAUGGUUAUCUCAAGGACGUUGAAGCGCGAGAAAGAGAAGAUGAGGUCUCAAAAGAGUGGUCAAAACUGGUUUUAGAUUUCGCUUAUGACGUCGAAGAUGUUUUGGACACUUAUCACUUGAAACUCGAAGAAAGGUCACAAAGGCGAGGCUUGAGGAGAUUGACCAACAAAAUAGGCAGGAAGAUGGAUGCGUACAGCAUAGUUGAUGAUAUCAGAAUUCUCAAGAGAAGAAUUUUGGAUAUCACUCGCAAGAGGGAGACUUAUGGUAUAGGAGGCUUGAAAGAGCCUCAAGGAGGAGGGAAUACUUCAAGUUUGAGAGUGAGACAACUUCGGCGUGCUCGAUCUGUUGAUCAAGAAGAGGUUGUAGUUGGUUUGGAAGAUGAUGCUAAGAUUCUUUUGGAAAAGCUUCUUGAUUAUGAAGAGAAAAAUAGAUUUAUUAUCUCGAUCUUCGGUAUGGGAGGCCUUGGAAAGACUGCACUUGCUAGGAAGCUCUACAACUCAAGGGAUGUGAAGGAAAGAUUCGAAUACCGCGCAUGGACUUAUGUUUCUCAAGAGUAUAAAACUGGAGAUAUACUAAUGAGAAUCAUUAGAUCUUUGGGAAUGACUUCUGGGGAAGAGUUGGAAAAGAUCAGAAAGUUUGCAGAGGAAGAGUUAGAAGUUUACCUUUACGGUCUUCUAGAAGGGAAAAAAUAUUUGGUGGUGGUGGAUGAUAUAUGGGAGCGAGAAGCGUGGGACAGCUUAAAGAGAGCGUUACCUUGCAACCAUGAAGGAAGUAGAGUCAUCAUCACUACGCGUAUUAAAGCCGUGGCUGAAGGCGUAGAUGGGAGAUUCUAUGCUCAUAAGUUAAGGUUCUUGACGUUUGAAGAAAGCUGGGAGUUGUUUGAACAAAGAGCAUUCAGGAAUAUACAAAGGAAGGAUGAAGAUUUGCUGAAAACCGGAAAAGAAAUGGUUCAAAAAUGCAGAGGGUUACCACUUUGUAUAGUUGUUCUUGCGGGGCUUUUGUCGAGGAAGACACCAAGCGAGUGGAAUGAUGUUUGUAACAGUUUAUGGAGACGCCUAAAGGAUGACUCCAUUCAUGUUGCCCCUAUUGUGUUUGAUCUAAGUUUCAAGGAGCUGCGGCAUGAGUCCAAACUCUGUUUUCUGUACCUUAGUAUCUUCCCAGAGGACUAUGAGAUUGACCUAGAGAAGUUGAUACACUUACUUGUAGCAGAAGGUUUUAUACAAGGGGAUGAAGAGAUGAUGAUGGAAGAUGUGGCUCGGUACUACAUCGAAGAGCUGAUAGAUAGAAGCUUACUUGAAGCAGUGAGAAGAGAAAGAGGAAAAGUGAUGUCUUGUAGAAUCCAUGAUCUUCUGAGAGACGUGGCUAUCAAGAAAUCUAAAGAGCUCAACUUUGUAAACGUGUAUAACGAUCAUGUGGCCCAACAUUCUUCUACUACUUGCAGAAGGGAAGUGGUUCACCAUCAGUUCAAGAGAUACUCAUCUGAGAAACGCAAGAACAAACGGAUGCGAUCCUUCUUAUACUUUGGAGAAUUCGACCAUUUGGUAGGGCUUGAUUUUGAAACAUUGAAGCUACUUCGAGUGCUUGAUUUCGGAAGUCUUUGGCUUCCUUUUAAAAUUAAUGGGGAUCUGAUCCACUUGAGGUACCUUGGAAUUGAUGGUAAUUCUAUCAACGAUUUUGAUAUAGCAGCUAUUAUAUCCAAGUUACGGUUUCUACAAACACUAUUUGUAUCUGACAAUUAUUUCAUCGAGGAAACAAUCGAUCUCCGUAAGCUCACAUCAUUAAGACAUGUCAUAGGAAAUUUUUUUGGAGGAUUGCUUAUAGGCGACGUAGCGAACCUUCAGACCUUGACGUCUAUCUCCUUUGACAGCUGGAACAAACUAAAACCUGAGUUGCUCAUAAAUCUUCGAGAUUUGGGGAUUUCUGAAAUGUCUAGGUCAAAGGAGAGAAGAGUUCAUGUGAGCUGGGCUUCCUUGACUAAACUGGAAAGUCUUCGUGUUCUGAAGCUGGCGACGCCCACUGAAGUCCAUUUAUCGUUGGAAUCAGAAGAAGCAGUUAGGUCCAUGGAUGUGAUAUCACGCAGUCUUGAAUCCGUGACACUGGUUGGAAUAACUUUCGAGGAAGACCCAAUGCCUUUUUUGCAGAAAAUGCCGAGACUGGAAGAUCUGAUCUUGUUAAGUUGUAAUUACUCGGGGAAGAUGAGCGUCAGCGAACAAGGUUUUGGUAGGCUGAGGAAGCUUGACUUGUUAAUGAGAAGUUUAGAUGAGUUGCAGAUAGAAGAAGAGGCCAUGCCCAAUUUGAUCGAGCUGGAAAUAAGUGUUUCGAAAAGAGAAACAAAGCUGAUAAUUCCAAACCGUUUGCGAGCGUUUGGUCAAAUCUACUGCUGAUGAGUUAUGAGCUACAAGAAACGGGAAAACAUGUGAACCAGGCCUUAAGAUUUAUGUCUUUUUAAUAUCAAGUCUGCGACAUAAUACCACAGAAUGUGUAGAUCUCUUAAAGCUUUUGAAUCAGUACCAAUUUACACACCACUUGUAAACAUUUACUGCAGCAAAGAGAUUCACAGCCGCGCAGACUCAGGUCGUCACAUGUCUAGAAAAGAAGUUGAACUUCAUGUACUAGUAAAGAUCAUCAAAAUUGUUUAGAAAAUUUACAAACUACAUGAUUUUUUGUGCAAUUGAAAAAAAAAACAAUUUUAAGAUUGAAUUUCUGCAUCAGAGAAAACAAUUUGUAGCAUCUUUUCUUUGUCUUUGGUUACAUAUACUAACAAGAUAAGACAUACGCAUGUGCUGAAUAGUGUCAACAAAAUAAAUAUAUAUCGAUGUAUAG
This is a messenger RNA of Arabidopsis thaliana (thale cress), 3163 nucleotides long. RefSeq names its product NB-ARC domain-containing disease resistance protein (gene RPP13). Gene Ontology annotation, molecular function: ADP binding. The transcript has a single exon. The record is from RefSeq and is marked reviewed. The coding region runs from base 217 to 2724 and encodes 835 amino acids. Gene Ontology annotation, biological process: defense response; response to other organism. NCBI's taxonomy places the organism in Eukaryota, Viridiplantae, Streptophyta, Magnoliopsida, Brassicales, Brassicaceae.